AUGGGAAUAAAAACGGGAAGGAGGACGGCAUUGAGAACGGGAAUGAGAACGGGAAUGCUCUUUUCCGACCAAAACAGGAACAUGGAGAAGUUGUUAAAGCGGAUUAGAUAUGGACGUUGGCGGGAAAUGACCAUUAAUCUUAUUUUAAUGGCCUGUGCAACGUACUGGUUUGUUUUCCUUUAUAAAUUUGCCUUCUAUUGCAAAACAGAUUCCCCGUUGCUUGUUGGAAAAUUCAAUGUAAAUGUUACCCCGGUAAAAUAUACAGAAGUGGCAAAUAAAAUUUUUUGGAUAAGCAGUGGAGGACACUACAAACCAAACUGUACUGCUUUGCAAAAUGUGGCGAUAAUUAUCCCAUUUCGGAACAGAGAGAAUCAACUAGCUAUUUUGAUGAACAAUCUUCAUUCUAUAUUAUACCGCCAGCAAAUCGAGUACACCGUCUACGUUGUAGAACAGGCUGAUAACAGAGGGUUUAAUAAAGGAAAACUCUACAAUGUCGGAUAUACCGAGGCAGUCAAGCGCAAUCAUGACUGUUUUGUAUUUCAUGAUGUGGAUCUAAUUCCAGAAAAUGAUAACAUUUUAUAUGGAUGCAUUAGAAGUCCUAUGCACCUAUCUAGAGCAAUAGAUAAAUUUAACUACAAACUUCCAGAUAAAAAAUUAAUAGGAGGCGUUUCUGCAUGGAGGAAGAAGGAAUUUGAAAUGGUCAAUGGUUGGUCGAACGUGUUUAUAAACUGGGGUGGGGAAGAUGACGAUAUGAGCUACAGGAUUACUGCAAAUGGACUGAAAAUCUAUCGAUUUCAAAAUUCCAUUUCUAGAUACAAAAUGCUUCGACAUCCUCAAGCUGUUGUCAAUACUGCGAGAUUUACUCUACUAGAAGAAAGUUUUGGUCGCUAUAAAACAGAUGGGUUGUCCUCCUUACGCUAUGUUGGCGUUAAAAUUACUGAGUUUAAAUUAUUCACAAAGAUUUCUGUUAGUCUAUGAUGAUUUUUAUAUUUACUUAAAAAUAGAUGAAUUUGCCAAUA
This is a messenger RNA of Saccostrea cuccullata (small rock oyster), 1019 nucleotides long. RefSeq names its product beta-1,4-N-acetylgalactosaminyltransferase bre-4-like. Gene Ontology annotation, cellular component: Golgi apparatus. Gene Ontology annotation, molecular function: galactosyltransferase activity. Bases 1 to 978 code for a protein of 325 amino acids. The record is from RefSeq and is a predicted model, not a curated record. NCBI's taxonomy places the organism in Eukaryota, Metazoa, Mollusca, Bivalvia, Ostreida, Ostreidae. Gene Ontology annotation, biological process: carbohydrate metabolic process. The transcript has 7 exons.